CAAUAGUUCUAUCGGGUGUCUCCCACCUCUACCGCGUUUUCACAAAAAAAAAGUGAGGGAAAAGGAAAACAGCAUUUUUCUGGGAGUUUUGCACAAGAAUCACAACAAACAAGGCGCCAUCAUGUCCACGGAGGACUUCUACUUGCGCUACUACGUUGGCCACAAGGGCAAGUUCGGCCACGAGUUCCUGGAGUUCGAGUUCCGGCCGGAUGGCAAGCUGCGCUACGCCAACAACUCGAACUACAAGAACGACACCAUGAUCCGCAAGGAGGCCUUCGUGCACCAGUCCGUGAUGGAGGAGCUAAAGCGGAUUAUCAUCGACUCGGAGAUCAUGCAGGAGGACGAUCUUCCAUGGCCACCGCCAGAUCGCGUGGGCCGGCAGGAACUGGAGAUCGUCAUCGGGGACGAGCACAUCUCGUUCACCACCUCCAAAACCGGAUCCUUGGUGGACGUCAACCGGUCGAAGGAUCCCGAGGGUCUGCGUUGCUUCUACUACCUGGUGCAGGAUCUGAAGUGCCUGGUCUUCUCACUCAUCGGCCUGCACUUCAAGAUCAAACCCAUAUAAGCCAUGUAUUCUACCUUAAACAUAGCCCUUUUAGCAGACACAUUGUAUUUUGUAAUGGAACCUCUACAAUACUUGUACUUGUAUUAGCUAUAACUCCGUACUUCUGUGUACAGUUUACAGUGAAUAAAUAAUGAUUUGAGAAUAA
Molecule: messenger RNA, 710 nt
Organism: Drosophila biarmipes
Lineage: Eukaryota; Metazoa; Arthropoda; Insecta; Diptera; Drosophilidae
Gene: mago
Product: protein mago nashi
Exons: 2
Coding region: 122-565 (147 amino acids)
Biological process (GO): RNA splicing
Cellular component (GO): exon-exon junction complex; catalytic step 2 spliceosome; nucleus
Source: RefSeq, a predicted model, not a curated record